Messenger RNA from Colius striatus (speckled mousebird), 3520 nucleotides. RefSeq names its product ring finger protein 185 (gene RNF185). Gene Ontology annotation, cellular component: endoplasmic reticulum. The transcript has 7 exons. Gene Ontology annotation, biological process: ubiquitin-dependent protein catabolic process. Lineage: Eukaryota; Metazoa; Chordata; Aves; Coliiformes; Coliidae. The coding region runs from base 485 to 1069 and encodes 194 amino acids. The record is from RefSeq and is a predicted model, not a curated record. Gene Ontology annotation, molecular function: ubiquitin protein ligase activity; metal ion binding; ubiquitin-like protein conjugating enzyme binding.
CCAGCCCAGCCCGGCGCGGCUGGAGGCGGAGGGUGGGGGAAGCCGGGGCCGGGUGGCGGCUUCGCGGCGCGAAAGGAGCAAGGCCGGGGCCGAGCCGUGCCCGGGGGGCCGCUGGGAGGCCGGAGCCGCCCGCGCCCGCUUGGAGCGAGUGAGGCGGGGACGGUCGGAGUGGGGCGGAGGCGGCGCGGGAGCCCCGGCCCCGGUGGCAGUCCGCGGCCCCGCUCGCCGGCCCGCGAGCCCGGUGCGUGCCGGCCUCGUUACCGGAGCUCCGGCCCGGGGGCCGCGGCGGCGCGCAGGGCCCGGCGCUGCCUGCGAGGGUUUCGCUCCGAACCCCCGUGCUCGGAGGGCUGCCGGAGCCCGUCCCCCGCGUUCUGCGGCAGAGCUGAAGCCCUCGGCGAGGAGGAGCGCCCGUUUCGCGUUAGAUAAAUGUCUGGCUCUAGGGUUCCAACAUUUUCUUGACCUCGUGUCUGGGUAGUUCCUCAGGAUGGCAAGCAAAGGACCCACAACUUCUGCAUCAACAAAGAACUCCAGUACUGGAGGGACCAGUGGCAGCAGUAGCAGUAACGGGACUGGUGACAAUGCUAAUCAGGACAACACUUUUGAAUGUAACAUCUGCUUAGACACUGCCAAGGAUGCAGUUAUCAGCUUGUGUGGACAUCUCUUCUGCUGGCCUUGUUUGCACCAGUGGCUAGAGACCAGGCCAAACAGACAAGUGUGUCCUGUAUGCAAAGCAGGAAUCAGUCGAGAUAAAGUUAUUCCUCUGUAUGGAAGAGGGAGCACUGGGCAACAGGAUCCCAGAGAGAAAACUCCGCCCCGACCCCAAGGACAGAGACCUGAACCAGAGAACAGAGGGGGGUUCCAGGGCUUUGGUUUUGGCGAUGGCGGCUUCCAAAUGUCCUUUGGAAUUGGGGCAUUUCCCUUUGGUAUAUUUGCAACAGCAUUCAACAUAAACGACGGGCGACCUCCUCCAGCUGUUCCAGGGACUCCUCAAUACGUGGAUGAGCAGUUCCUAUCCCGCCUCUUCCUGUUUGUGGCUCUGGUGAUAAUGUUCUGGUUGUUGAUUGCAUAAAUCCUCCCCAUUAUUCUGUAUAUUUGUGGCCACCAAGGCCACUGAAACUGCAUCCCCAUCCCAUUUUAAACCUCUUGGUGUCUGGUCCCAUAGUUAACUGUGGGCUUCAGGUAUUGGUGGUACCACAGCACAAUGAGGAAUCGCACGUUUUGCACCAGAGUUGGAAAUUAAACAUUGGUUAAAAAGCGUAUUUCAACUCAGCUGUCUUGUACAACGGGUUCCUGACACAAACCAUGGGCCUAGCUUUGAGCUCCACUCUUGAAAGGAGUGCUGCUUUGAAAACCUGUGCCAAUCAGUGACACCAGGUGUAUGUGAAAGUUGGGACAGUUGCCCCAGGGUAGACUGGGCAGGCAAAGAAACUUCUGCAGUGUGAUUUGGAUCUCAUUUUUUGCGACCACGAGGGAUCUGCCAGAGCUGUGGAUGUUGUUUAAUGGCUUUGCAUCAACAUCCAUCUUCCUUCAGGAAAUCAUCUGCAGCAUUGCUGAGACUCUUCAGGCACAGCACGUAACGCAAACGGAACCAGGUUUGGAGAUUGGUUUGUUUUCUUGCUGUUAUUUCCUGGUGUGAUGGAAACCCCCCCCUGAAGCACUUCUAAUGGCUGUUAGAAGAAGGGAUACAAAUUUAUGCUGCAGAUUUUUCAAGCCGGAAUUUGCUGGAGCCAGACACUGGAAGAUUCUCUCGUUGUCAAGCUGGGUGGAGGUGCUGAACAGUAUGAUGUGCCUGUCUGCCUCACCCAGCCCAUUCCUCGCUCACUAAACAGUGUUGUCUUCCUUGGUUCUGUGCAGCAGCCUGUGGCUGCACUCACAGAUAAUCCCCCCACAACCUUGUCACCGUAGCUACAUUUAUUCUUCUGCAGGCUUUGAGACUUUGUAUGUAAGGUCAUGUACUCCAAAUAGAAUCCUAUUACAGAUCUGAACUCAGCUUGUUUAUGGAGAGGAACAAAAGGCAUCUUUGCCUGAGUUUUGAGGUUAAGCUUGUCAUACUGUAAAACUGUACAAGAGGAAAAACGAGCUCCUGCCUUUGCUAGCACAUGCCUCAGUCGGGAACAUUUGGAAGAGCAUCUCUGUACAGGGGCACACAGCUACACCGUGCCGUGGCAGUGGCUGUGGUGCAAGAGUCUCUGCAGUAUCAACCAAAGAGAUUAAUCUGAAGUACUGGAGAAGAUCACAACCAUUGAUGUGGUGAGGGGAAGAUAUUUCAGAAGGCACUCUGCAGCCGUUUUGGAAUCCCGUUGGGUAUACAGCUUUAAAGAGUACUCUUGAUGUAUUUGUGUAGAUUCCUUCAGAAGACCAGAUACAAGAGAUUCCCUAACAAGAUGAACAGUUUUCUUACUUCUUUGACUAGACAAUGCCAUUUUUUUGCUCUUACUGUUUUUAGAUUAUUUUGAUUCAGAUUCCUGAUGGUCAUAAUGAUUUCCUGCAGGAUGGAUAUUGUGACUUCCCUGGCAAUAGACAGACAACUGACAAACCAAAUCAACUCAUCAAAACUUUGUUUCAAUAGCUAGGGUUUUUCUAGUGUAUGGAUGAGGUUCCUGGGCAGGACACUUUAAUUGUUGUAGAAGCUUAUUUAUGUAAUUAUAAACUGUUCACUUUUAGUAUCAAGACAGAGGAUGACUGAAGUCUAACUUGCCUACCUCCAAAAAUCCAUCUGGCAAGUAGAAUGUUGCAAGCUUCUGCAGUAUUUUGCCACGUCUAGUCAAAUUUACACCUGACUUACUGGCAGAAUAUAUUGCUCAACUAAGUAAUUGAAGUGUUGCUUCAACUUCUGUUGUGUGGCACUUUUGAGAAGCUUAAAUUCUACUGCAUGUGGUUCUUCUCAAGUACAUAACUUGGUAACUAGGACCCUUUCUAGGAGAAAGGCUAUUUACUGCAUUCUUACAAACAACUGGCCGUAGUACAGUGUUGCAGCUUUGACUUUCACGAGCAGGCAGCACCACCUGGUGUUGAGAAGGGAAAGUUCAUGUGAUAGUAAAAGGGACGGUUUUCCUUCUCCUUUUAUUGAGAAACUCAAUGCCAAGAGCAGUCAUUCGGAGAGGAACGUGGUAUCCCUUCAAAGCCUUCUUCCCAUAAAGAAGACAGACAAGUGACUGCAACAGGUUCAAGAGGUAUUGAAACUGAUUUAACUAACACUUAUGUUUUAAGAUAUGGAAUCUUACUGCCUUUGGUUUUUUUUCCAUCUGUUGGUAAGAGAUAGAAUGGAUUUAGACAGAAGUGGCUGCAGAAACAUGACUGAGCGCCCUUAUUUUCUGGCAAUCUAAGAACGAAAUAGCCUGAAAGUGUUAAUACAUCUGUUCUGACCUUAUUUCUCGGUGUGCUGUUUGUAUCGUACCCCUUCCCUCUCGUACUCAGACUGCACACAGCCCAUACUGGCGUGUUUAGUGCAUUACCAUUACUGUUCACUAAUUUUCACUGUUGUGAAAGUGAUUUAGAAUUAAAAAAUGGUUUUACAUUG